Molecule: messenger RNA, 528 nt
Organism: Lolium perenne
Lineage: Eukaryota; Viridiplantae; Streptophyta; Magnoliopsida; Poales; Poaceae
Source: RefSeq, a predicted model, not a curated record
CGGAGGGUUGCCGCAUGGCCGUCUCGCCAUGAUGAACAAGGCCGUGAAGCAUAAGCUCACCACGACCUUCACGCGUCUCAAGGCGGGCCUCACCAAGGACAGCCCCCCUCUCCCGCCUCGUCGCCGGGCUCGGCAACCCGCAUACGACCCUGACUUCGAGGCGGCCUACGUGGCCGCUCAUCAAGAAUAUCAGGUGGCCUUCAACCAGCAGCAGCAGCAGUUCAUGGAGUACAUGGCAUAUAUACAUGCGUCGAUGGUGGCCAAUCAAACUGGACAGACAGUGGAUUUAGGGCCGAUGCCUCCCUUUCCGGGGCCGGCGCCAAACAUGCCAUCGAAGGAAAAUUUCGCUGCGGAGUACUAUGGGAGAACAGCGGUAAGUUCUUCGCCAAACCGAAUACUACGGCUUUCCUUUGCCUCGCAAAUUGCUAACAUCUCGGGAACAUGUGUGUAGGGAACGGGAUGUUCCGGAAACCAGGGUGGUGGGAGGGAGAUCACACCGGUUCAUCAUGGUGGUCCUUCUCCCGGUGC